CGGCGCGGUCGCCUGAGGGCUGCAGCGCAGAAAGCCGGGCUCCCGGCCCCGGCGCCCAAGCACUCGCGUGGGAGUGUGUGCGAACGCGUGUGAACGCGUCCGGGGCGGGGCCCGCACGGAGGAGACUCCGGACCGUGGUCACUCUCGGCUGAGUUUCCGGCGGCGACUUUGAUUAUUGGCAAAUAAUCACCAUAACAGUACCGAGCCCUGGGGCUUGCCACGCCACGCACAGUCUCCGCGAGCCCGCACACGGCCGCGUCACCCACACCCGGCCCUGAUCGCCAGCCCCUAACGAGCCGAUGGAAAAAUCCAAAAAUUUCCGCAUCGACGCGCUGCUGGCUGUGGACCCCCCGCGAGCAGCCUCGGCGCAGACCGCGCCGCUGGCCUUGGUCACCUCGCUCGCGACCGCUGCUUCUGGCCCGGGCGGCGGCGGGGCGAGCAGCGGGGCGAGCGGUAGCUGCAGCCCCGCGUCCUCCGAGCCGCCCGCAGCGCCCGCCGACCACUCGGCUGCCGCUGCCGCUGCUGCGGCCGCGGGGGGCCUGGCGCUGGGGCUGCACCCGGGGGGCGCGCAGGGCGGCGCGGGCCUCCCGGCGCAAGCGGCGCUCUACGGGCAUCCGGUCUAUGGCUACUCGGCCGCGGCCGCGGCUGCCGCGCUGGCCGGCCAGCACCCGGCGCUCUCCUACCCGUACCCGCAGGUGCAGGGCGCGCACCCCGCGCACCCCGCCGACCCCAUCAAGCUGGGCGCCGGCACCUUCCAGCUGGACCAGUGGCUGCGUGCAUCCACCGCGGGCAUGAUCCUGCCCAAGAUGCCCGACUUUAACUCCCAGGCGCAGUCGAACCUCCUGGGGAAGUGCCGCAGGCCGCGCACGGCCUUCACUAGCCAGCAGCUGCUCGAGCUGGAGCACCAGUUCAAGCUCAACAAGUACUUGUCCCGGCCCAAGCGCUUCGAGGUGGCCACGUCGCUGAUGCUCACGGAGACCCAGGUGAAGAUCUGGUUCCAGAACCGGCGGAUGAAGUGGAAACGCAGCAAAAAGGCCAAAGAACAGGCGGCGCAGGAGGCAGAGAAGCAGAGAGGUGGCGGGGGCGCGGGCCGAGGCGGCGGCGCGGAGGACAAGGGCGACGAGGAGCUGCUGGGACCGCCAGCGCCGGGCGACAAGGGCAGCGGACGCCGCCGGCGGGACUUGAGGGACAGUGACCCCGAGGAGGACGAGGACGACGACGAGGACCGGUUUCCCUACAGCAACGGCGCCAGCACGCUCGCCGUGUCCUCCGACUGCUCCUCCGGGGCCGACUCGCCGCCCCCACGGCCCGGGCACCAGCCCCCGCCUCAGUAGGGUCCUCGGUGGGCGACAGGGCCCGCGCCCCUCGGCGGCCAGCACCCGCGCCCGGCCCACCCCGCCCAUCCUGGGGACCGCCCGUCUGGGCCACAGCACCUGUCAGCUCUUCAAAGGACAGGAGAGGGAGGCCCAGCGUUCAAACUUGAACUCUUGAUCGUUUCAAUUUAAAUUCGGUUAGCGUUUGGGGGGGCGGUAUUCGGGGGCACCGGCCGCUCGCCGCCAGGCGAAGCCUCCCAGCACCCCUUCCCGAAUGGAGAAGGCGGACACCUACAGUGUUAAGCGACCUGGGAACUUGAAACCUUCUCUGGACACGCCAUUCUAUUGAGUAUUGAAAAAAAGAAAAAAAUGCUUCGUGUUUAUUGUAUCUUAGGGGGAAAAAAAACUUGAUGUCAUGAGCGCUCAAACUGCUGGAAAUCUCAAAGCUGUACUGUCUUUAUUUUUGUACAUUGUAUUUAUAUAUAAAAAGAAA
Hipposideros armiger (great roundleaf bat) is the source of this 1806-nucleotide messenger RNA. It is a transcript of the gene MNX1, whose product is annotated as motor neuron and pancreas homeobox 1. The record is from RefSeq and is a predicted model, not a curated record. Bases 300 to 1334 code for a protein of 344 amino acids. Gene Ontology annotation, molecular function: sequence-specific double-stranded DNA binding; DNA-binding transcription factor activity, RNA polymerase II-specific. Gene Ontology annotation, biological process: endocrine pancreas development; regulation of DNA-templated transcription; spinal cord motor neuron cell fate specification. The transcript is spliced from 4 exons. Lineage: Eukaryota; Metazoa; Chordata; Mammalia; Chiroptera; Hipposideridae. Gene Ontology annotation, cellular component: nucleus.